Molecule: messenger RNA, 10506 nt
Organism: Homalodisca vitripennis (glassy-winged sharpshooter)
Lineage: Eukaryota; Metazoa; Arthropoda; Insecta; Hemiptera; Cicadellidae
Gene: Mhcl
Product: unconventional myosin-XVIIIa
Exons: 34
Coding region: 447-6539 (2030 amino acids)
Cellular component (GO): myosin complex
Molecular function (GO): ATP binding; cytoskeletal motor activity; protein binding
Source: RefSeq, a predicted model, not a curated record
AUUCACAAUUCAGUCAGAGUUGUACGUUGUACUACUAUUAGUGGAAGAUGGCAUAAAAGUACCGUUUUACACAACCUCAAAAGUAAUGGGUGGUGGGCUAUUUAACACUACGCAAGAAGAAAAUUAAGUUUAGUUUCUGUCUAAAUUCCAUUUUCUCAAUUUACUUAUUGAAAUGUAUUAACUGACAAAAAUUAUAAAGAGUUUGACAGUCAACACAGAACUGUCAAAAGGUGUGUUCAGGUUCAGAAUAUUUGACGUAUUUGUGAAUGAAAAUAAUACAUUUUAUUAAUAUUUUGGGAUUGUUUAGUGCCAAGAAUAAAGCGCUUACCUAUUGGAUUAUGUGAUACAAUAGUGCUAAACAGAUGUUUUACAAAAUUGAAUGGAUUCAUAAAUUUGGAUUAGACUUUCUGCUCUCUUGAAUUUAAAUCAAUUUCAUCCAACCUGCAAUGUUCAAUUUCAUGAAAAAAAGUGGGAGCGGGAUUGAGAAGGACGAAAAAGAAAAGAAGAAGAAGGAGAAAAAGGAGCGGAAGGAGAAUAAAAAGAGAGAGCGGGGCAGUAUGACAACGGAGGAGCUCCUUCGACUAGAUGAGGUUAGACGCUCUCUGAAGAUACGUGGCCGUCGUAAGGAGAAAGAAAAACUGCCCAGUGGAAUAACCGCUGACUAUAGUGCGAGUUUCUUUGCAGAGCUGAAUAGAAACAGUGAUGGAACCGAUGGCCCCAGCUCUCAAGGUCGUAGCGAUACACUGACACAAAGUGAUAGUUCGGAAACAAGUUUAACAUCACUCAGUAAUCCGGGGACAUCACAGCGCAAUGUACUCCCUCCUUUACCUCCUCGUCCUCCGAAGCGAGGUAUACUCAAAUUGUCCCCACGGCUAGCGGGCAACAGCGAGUCCAUCAGUCAAGCGGACAGUAACACCCUGAUCAGAAACACUCUGCAGAACGAAGUCAUCACCUACCAGAACCUGAACAAGCGGUCCGGGGUGGAGGGAGUGGAGACUAGUGCCGGGGACUCCUCGUCUGUCGGUAGCGGGGACCAGACGCUGAGCAGCUAUCUGACACCCCCGGUGGUGAAGGACGGAAAGUCUCCCAGCGUGGACAGUCUCACUGACUCUGCCACCAACAGCAGUUUUGCGACACCACCCUUCAGCUGGAGCCCUGUCGGGGAGAACCACAGUCAUCACAGUGCUCUGGAGAAUGGACUGUGUUGCGAGCUUCCUAUGCCAAAGAUUGAACCAGUCAGACUGCCAGAGCCUCGUGUGUUGACAAUCUCAAGACAGCCAUUGCCUCGGAAUGACUUUGGUUUCUCGCUACGCCGUGCGAUGGUGGUGGAGCGAGAUCUGAGUGGAGGUGGAGGUUAUAAUCUCUCUGCAGUCAUCUUCGCCGAACCAGGAGCCAUAGUUCAACACAGGAACGACACAGGUUUGUUGCCUGGAGACAGACUACUAGAGGUUAACGGGUGUAAUGUUGACGACAAGACCAGAGAAGAAGUUAUAGAAAUGAUCAAAUCCUCCGGAUCUUCUGUUACUGUCAAGGUGCAACCCGUGUCAGAACUGAGCGAGUUGAGCAGGAGGUCUGCGGCUGAUGGACAGACAGUCCAGCUAGACGACAGCAAUAUACGCGGAGGCACGUUGCGUCGCAGUGGCAGUCGGCGGUUUAACCAUACGGCAAUGGCUAAAUCAGAAGAGCAGGUGGCAAUGGAGCGCAGCUGGCUGGAGAAGGAGCACUUGUGGCUGGUGCACCGAAGAGGAUUCAGUCUGGUCACAGUGAUUGCCCAAAAUCCGCCUAAGCUAACAGUCACUGUUGACUCCUCCGGAGAGGAGACUGUUGUAGAUGAAGAUGAAUUGGAAAAGGCUAACCCACCAACACUGGACCGUACCGAGGACUUGGCACAGCUGCUGUACAUCAAUGAGUCUAGUGUUCUGCAUACACUACGCCAGAGAUACGCUGCCAAUCUCAUUCAUACCUAUGCUGCAGAAACGUUGUUGAUCAUCAACCCAAUGGCACCACUAGCAAUAUAUUCAGAGAAGGUUUGCCAUAUGUUCCGAGGAUGCAAGUCCGAGGACAUGCCACCACACAUUUAUUCCGUCGCUCAGUCAGCAUAUGAGAUGGUUGUUUCAACGCGUCACGAUGGCUCAAUUGUGUUUCUGGGAGCAUCAGGCAGCGGCAAGACUACCAACUACCGACACUCGCUGCACUACCUGGCGUUGGUAGCAGGUCACCAGAACAAAGUAGUGACUCCAGAGAAGCUGAACGCUAUUUGGACACUGCUGGAAGCGUUCGGCAAUGCCCGAACACAAACCAAUGUAAAUUCCACCCGGUUCACCCACAUCUUCAGCUUGGACUUUGACCAGUCAGGCUGCAUUGCUUCUGCGUCUAUUCAGCUAUUGUUGAAUGAACGGUGGAGGAUUGUCCGAAGACCAGAUGGGGAAUCCUCCUUCCAUGUUAUCCACCGACUGUGGCAAGGCUGUGAUGGCAGUCUCCGGAAGGACCUCAUGCUGGAUUGUAUCAGUGAGAGUAAUCCAUUCAUUGGAACUGUUCCAAAGAAUGAAGAUCCCCAAAAAGCAAUAGGAGAGUUUUCUCGCUUAUGUGGUGCCUUAACAGUUUUGGGAGUUUCUGAUGCCGAAACCAAAGUGAUUUGGUCCAUCAUAUCCAGUAUUUUACAUGUUGGGGCUGCAGGAGCAGUCUAUAAUAAAUCCGUCAACCGGUGGCAAUUUUCUCGGCCCAAUGCAGCCCAACGAGCGGCCCAACUGUUGGGAACAACAGUGGAGAAGCUGACACAGCUUCUGUUUGGCUACUUGGAUGCAGGUUCGGUCUCAGCCACUCGUGAGAAGUCUGCAGACCUCGACAACGGUGAAGACGCUUUAGAGGCCUUCGCCGUGGGCCUUUACAGUGAACUCUUCAAUGUCAUUGGCUUUUUAAUCAACAGGUGUAUCACAAUGAAGGUUCACACAUCAUUCUCUCUGCUAGUUGUGGACAGUCCAGGUCUACAGUUACAGUCCUCUCAUAAUCACAGUGUGGCCUUUCAUAACCUUUACAUCAACUACCUCUCCGAGCGACUCAGUGAGUUGUUCCAGCACAGAACCAUCGUAGCUCCCAGAGAACAGUACCUGCAGGAGCAGAUAAGCCUGGCGGAGGAGGAGGAGCACUGGGAGACUAACCGACAACUGCUGUCUGCGUUGGACCGUGACCACGGACAGGGCGACAGUCGGGGACUGUUCUGGCUGCUGGAUGAGCUGGCCCCCAACCCUGCUCUCACUGACGACUCUCUCGUUGAGAAGCUCUUCUCCUCCUGCUACACUAGAGAAAGUGAACCUGUCAUGAAGAAAGGUCCCAACCACAACCAGUUGACGCUAUACCAUUGCAAUGCCACCAUGCCAGUUUCUUACUGCGUCUCGGGCUGGCGUAAAGAGUGCCUUGAACAUCCACUUAUCCGCUCUGCCGCCUCUGUGCUCAAGGACUCCCAAAAGAAGGAAGUGAGCGAGUUGUUUGUGAUGAGUUGGGGUGCUGGACUGACAAGUUCAUUGACGGGCUCUGUGGUCGGACUGGAAGGGCUCCAGACACUGAGGAAAGGCUCAAGCCUCCAUCGUACAGCUACUACUGCUCUCAAACGCAAAUCCUUCUCACUUCAGUUCAAGUUUGUUGUGGAUGGUCUGGUGGACACACUGAAACGCACCAGGAUCAAGUUUGUGCAGUGUCUGAUACCUCACCAGACUGCAGGACUCAGCGAAACGUUGGUACCGGCUCAUCACAGUUCUGCUCCUCAACCAGACUGUCUCAUCGAUAUUCCUCUUCUCCGCAAUCAGAUAAGAGGGUCUCGAAUCUUGGACGCAGUGAGGCUUCAUCGGCAAGGUUUCCCCAAAUCUAUGAGCCUACAAGAGUUUGCCAGGAGACUCCACUUGCUAGCUCCCAGUGUGGUUGUAGAAGACAACCAAGAAAGAGCAGCUGUGGAGGAGAUGGCUUCAUCUUUGGAUUUAGACCCUGCUACGUACAGGAUUGGGGUUACCAAGAUAUUCUUCAGAGUGGGCGUGUUAUCUCACCUGGAGUCCCAACGUGAUGAGAAGCUCGCUGACAGGGUUGUUCACUUUCAAGCCCACUGUCGAGGGUAUCUGGCUCGCAAGCGCUUUGCUAAACGCAAGGUGGAGCAGCUGGCGGUGCGUUGUAUCCAGCGCAACGUGCGCAAGUUCCUCAGUGUGCGCAAUUGGCCAUGGUGGCGGCUGCUCGUACGAGUCAUGCCUUUGCUCAACGUUCACCGCACUGAGGAGGAGUUGCGCGCCAAAACGGAGGAGCUUGAUAAUUUAAAGAACAAGUUUGAGAAAUUAGAACAAGAGAAAUGCAUGCUGAAACUGGAAACCAGCAAGUUAGAGGCUAAGCUGAGUGAGCUGACGAUGGACCUGGCGGAGGAGCACUCCUCGGCAACCUUGGCCAACCAAAGACUCAAGAUAGAGAGUGCAGAGAAGAUGAGAUUGGAGAAGGAACUUGAUGAAAUACAGAAAGAGCGGAAGCAGUUGCAAGAAAGCAGUGACAGACUGGAGAUGGAGCUGUUGUACAGUCAAGGACACAGCGGGGCAGUGAAUGGCUCGGAACUAGACGUAGACCUGGAGGGUGAUGAAGACACUGCGUACAAGCAGCGGUAUGAGCGUGCAGUGCGAGAACUGGAGUUCACACGACGCAGGUUGCAGCAACAACAUCAAGAUGACUUGGAGCAACUCAUCGCUCUCAAAAAGCAACUUGAGAAAAAGUUAUCAGACGCCUAUGAGGAAGUGGAAGAGCAGAGGCAGGUGGUGGGCCAGUGGAAGAAGAAGGUGCAGAAACUCACUUCCGAAAUGAACGACUUACGACUUCUCCUCGAAAGACAGACCUCGAGGAAUGAUAUGCUUGAAAAGAAACAAAGAAAAUUUGAUACAGAAAUACAGCUACUGACAGAUGAGCUACGACAGGAGAAAGCCAACAAAGACAGAUCAAUGAGAGAGAAGGAGAUGGCUUUGGCUGACAAGUAUACCAUGGAGCAGAAUCUUAGCGCUGUGAAGCUAGAACUGGAGCUAAAGGAACAGAAAGUAAACAGUUUGACAUCAGAAAUCAAUGAACUCACCUUCGGUGGCAACACUGAGGAAGAAAUAGGCCAGCUGAAGAAAGCUAAACACCAGUUGACUAACAAAUUGAAGGAACAGGAAGAGGAGCUGGAUGACUUGGCUGGUCAAGUACAGUUGCUGGAAACUGCUAAACUGAGGCUAGAGAUGAGUCUGGAGCAGGUUCGGAAAGAGAACAAGAAGGAACUUGCCCAGAGAGACGAGGAGUUGGAGGAAGUGCGCUGUAAUGUUCAGAAGAAAGUCAGAGCUCUGGAGUGCCAAUUGGAGAAUGAACAUGAAGAGCGGACAUUGCUGCUGCGAGAGCGUCACGAGAUGGAGAGGCGGCUGGCAGAGUACGAGGAGCGAAAUCACUCAAGGAAUCACAGUGACCAGGAAAUGCUGAACAGACUGAAGAGGGAUCUCAAACGCACCAAGGCCUUGCUGCGGGAUGCGCAAACUACAAUAGAACAGUCUCGGACAGAUACACCCAACAAAGCACUCAUCCGUCAGCUUCGAAAUCAGCUAGAGGAUGCAGAGUGUGCAAGAGCAGUGGCUGUCAAGGCCAGGCAGGCAGCAGAGGGAGAACGCACAGAGGCACUGGCCACUCUCGAAGAUGCCACCAGAGCACGCACUGAGGCCGAGGAACGAGCAUCGGCACUCAUGCGAGAACGCUCACAACUUCAAUCUCAGCUGGACGAAAAUGAGGAGGAGCUUGCUGAUGUGCUGAAGAAAUAUCGCGCGACAGUGCAACAGCUGUCCCAUGAGCAGAUGUCUCUUCAGGAACAGGCCGGUCGUGUCGCCGAGCUGGAGGCUGAACGCGCGACCCUGCGUGAACAGCUGGCCGAGCUCAGCACCCGCGUAGAGUCCAUGGAGACCCUUAAUGACCCUAACUCUUCUCUGGCUGUCAAACGUCUCCAACUCAAGACCAAGGAACUGGAGAGUAAACUGGAACUUGAACAGACCACUCGCUCUAGACUUGAAGUGCAAAUCACAAGGCUGAAAGAAAACAACGAGAGGCUUCAGUCAGACAUAGAAAUAGUGAAGAGUAGGGAACAUUCCGCCCAGGAGAAGGCAAAGACCAGUAGUCGACAAGUCCGAGAGUUGCGAGAGGAGAACGCGAUGUUAGCCAGCAAGGAGCAUGAGGCGCAAGCGAAGAUACGUGAGCUGGACAAGAGUGUGGAGACGGCUGAGGCAGACGCAGCAGCGGCCCGGUCAGACCUGCGGUUGGCACUGCAGAGGAUAGAAGAUCUCCAGUGUGCAAUACAGGGAGACAUGGAGGAUGCAGACGAUAACUCUGGUGCUUCCUCAGACAGUGACUCGUCAAUCAGAUCAGACGAGAUCAUGAACAGCUGUGCAGGCAGUCGCAGUCACCACCUCACUGACUCGGGGGAAAGCAGUUACCAAUCUAUGGAUCGCAGCAGUUCUCAAUUGAGAAAACUCGAACCCUUCACCAAAGAUUCUUCCGUUGCGUAACAUCCAAGAGAAUUUAUUACUUAACACAUGUUUUGCUUAAUCAUAGUGCUCUUGUUGAUAUUGUACAUGUUGUUUGACAAUAUUUAUAGAAUAUGGUACAAAGUAGCAAUCGAAACACCACAGUGGCUAUGUAAAUGUAUUUCGAUUUUAUGUAGUAACUCGAGACUAUUUUUGUGUAUUGAUUUUUGAGUUAUUUCACUAUCGGUAUGUAGAGUUGGUAGUUGUACAGAGAUGAUUGGGUCCCACGCUCAAAUCUGACAUCCAGGGAACUCACCUCGCUUCAAGUAUAUCGUGCAUCGGCAUUUAUCGUAGCUCGUGUCGAUUGUUUGGCUGUGGUGUACAGAGUUUUACACCAUGUAAAUUUGUACGUCAGGUGUGAAUGUACGUGUGAAUGUGUGUGUUCUCAUUAUCUACUGUGUAUUGGAUAUCGUUUAUGGUAUUAUAACUGGCUCUUCAUGCUGAUAUGUAAUUAUAUUUCAAGAGAAGGUAUUGUAUUUACACGUUACUGUGAGAUUUCUUUGUUAGAUACAGUAUUUAUUUCAAUUAAAGAACAUACUGUAAUAUAUCGAUAUUUUGUAUUUUAUUAUAUGCUUAAUUCAAAUGAAUGUUAUUGUGUUGAAAUAUAUUGUUGUUAUAUGAUAUUUCCCAGUGAGUUAUUGAUACUUAUUAUAUUGUAAGACUCUGGUUUGCUCUCUGCUGAUCUUGUAAAAGUUUUGUACUGUACGUAGUUUAUAACAUAUGCAGGCAAAUAUUAUUUUAAUACUGAAAGUUGUCAUGGCUUUUGCUGCAAGGUGUGUACUAGAUAACAGUAUUUGGCAGAUAAGGAUUUGAAAUUAGAGUUCUUGAGUAUUAUUCAGACGAAUACAUUGGGAUAUGAUAGUAUCUAUGAACAGUCGGUUUAUUAUUGAAAGAAUCAAUUGUUGUACAUAAUAAUCAAAACAUGUGAUAUUGUGUUCUAUUUAAACUGUAUUUAAGUUGUAUACUGUUGAGUUCCUUGUGCUGGAAAGGAUUACUUUAUGGAUUUCCAGCUGUAUCCUGCUCAGCUAAUAUUUAAUCCCAAUCUUAAUCUGUGACUACAGCUCAAAUAUACCACCUGUUGAUUCUUCCCACUUUUUCCUGACAGGCUCAGCAAAUUUAUAACGUUGAUUCUUUUCCAAGAAAAAGGUCCAAAGUAUGGGACUUCAGCUGUAUCCUGCUCAGCUAAUAUUUAAUCCCAAUCUUAAUCUGUGACUGCAGCUCAAAUAUACCACCUGUUGAUUCUUCCCACUUUUUCCUGACAGGCUCAGCAAAUUUAUAACGUUGAUUCUUUUCCAAGGAAAAGGUCCAAAGUAUGGGACUUCAGCUGUAUCCUGCUCAGCUAAUAUUUAAUCCCAAUCUUAAACCGUGACUGCAGCUCGAAUGUUGUUGUCUACUUUCUCCCUGACAGGCUCUCUGACUGCAUUCUUCUGCUGGUUUGAAUAAACAACCGGCCACUGAUUUGUAUCUCUUAACACUUCUAAUUAACUGUAUCUAUAUAUCAUCACUAUAAACAAGUUCUUUUAGUAUAUGUGUUAUGUCUUAUACCGGGUGUCAAGUCCCCUCCUUCUAUUAACUUUCGUAUGAAUAGAGAUAGACUGAUUUACUUUGGAGGAUGUUAAUAUGACCAACUGAGGAGUUUUUGAUGUAUGAAAAUGUUUGACUACCCCCAAAAUACCCCAUUUUGGUUGUGGGGUCAACAAUUUUCAUACAUCAAAAACUCCUCAGUUGGUCAUAUAAACAUCCCCCAAAGUAAAACACUCCAUCUCUAUUCAUAAGAAAGUUAAUUAAUGGGUGGUGGGACUUUUAAGACACGCAGUAUAUCAAUUAAAUGUAACAUUUUUUAUAGUUAACCCUUUGGAGAUCAUAUAAAACAUAAGUAAAAAAUGUAAAGAAUUCUUAGUUUUUGGUGAAGUUAGGACUAAGGAGCCCUCUCCGACACAAUCUGGGGAAGAACGACUUCAUGGUGAUUCACAAAUCACCACCAACGGCCAGGUCCUGCUUGCACAUUUAUUUAUCUUAACACAAAUUGAGCAAGAAAUAAUCUAUAAUAUUUUUUUUUAAUUUCACUCACAAUUUGCCAUUAAAUAGUUUAUUGUUCUGUUCUCAUUAGGGUAAUUUUUAUCCUAGAAUUCUUGUAUAAAACAAAUUGUUGUUAUUUAGACACAUAGAAACCAACACCAAUGCUUUAAUCAUAAAACGUACACAAUAUGCAUUAUUUAAAUGUCGCGUUUUUACUUCAUUACAUUAAAGAUACAUCGUUAAUUGACAAUGAGUGAAGCACUAACAUUUCUCUCCCCAACUAUGGUUGCUUUUGCAAAUGGACCUCUACCAGCAGAUUAAUGGUUUCAUUUUGGUUCCUUCUAAUGGAUUAAGAUGUUUGUCUCUGUAGGAUUUUUGUACUCUUCAGACUUCUCCAAGGCUUUCCAGGUUUUAACAGGAUUUCCUCCAUUUUUUUAGUUCACUAAAUGUGGUCCAUCCUAGUUUAUUUAAUUCAUCAGUGCUCACCAAAUCUGGAAGGUGAUCUCCCAUCCGGAGGAGAUGCCUGGCGGUAGGUUAGCAAUUCCACACAGGUUCCAACAGACUUGAUCCAUGAUCAAAGUUACAGUAUUAUUCUGAGCUGCUUAAACUAGGGUGAACAAACUGACAUAUUACUAUUUCUCUCUGUUUAUAGCUAUCAUUCUGUAAUCAAUUCAGGUAUCAUAAAAAUAUCAGUUGUUUAAGUUCUUGCUGCCAUUAUUUAAUCAGUAUUAGUCUUGGAUUAGUGCCAAGAAAGUCAAGAAAUAAAAUGUUAAUGCCCUUAUUGGUAGAUACCUUGCACAUUUUUAAUUCUUGUACCAGACCGUUCGAUCGGAAUAAUCUUGCUUGAACGUACUUUACAAGAUUAUUUUGAUAUGUAGCUCCUAAUGUUUGUUAUAUUGUUGCAUUAGAACAGUUUGUAACGAAGAGUAAUGUUUUACUGUUCAACACAGUGUUGUACAAAUCUAACUAUAUAAAAGCAAUAAAAUAAUUUGUAUUAUUUUGUGCUCUGUGUCAGUAAAAUGGUUACUGUAUUCUUAGAGAUGCUUUCAUCAUAUUUUUGCAGGCUUGUACUUAUUGUUGUCCACAGAAAAGUAGUUGAGGAGGUUAAGAUAAUUUUCCAGUUUCAAAAUGUAAAAAAUCCAGAUCUAGUCCCAACUAAAACGCUUAGGACAGGAAUGGACAGAAAAUAAAUUUCCAAUCUUUAUCCUGUCUUCACAUUUGUAUAAAGUACUUUUUUACUGGAUCAUUUUAUUCACAUAUUUAAUUAAUACUGUCAAUGCCAUUAUUUGUUUCAUACAGUAAAGAUUUGUAUUGUAUACCGUUAGUACCUUGUUGAUUGUUUAUUAAAACUUUUUUUCAAAUGGCAUUCAAAUUUCCAACACUUCAAAUAUAACGUAUUCAUUAUUUUAAAUAAAACAUUUAAGAAUAGUUUACAAAACACUCCAGGUACUGUUUAUUUGUUGGUGAUCAUAUUUUUGUCAUUUGUGUCUACUUUUUUUAAUCCAUGUGAAUUUUGGACCAAUAAAAAUUAAACACUCUGUAAUGGCCUUGUGUUGUGUUGUUGGGGUUGACGUUUACGUAAGCACCAAAGCACAAGGUCAACCCUGCUAAUGGCUUAUUUACUAUAUUUGGAUAAACAUAUUAAAUGUUACCACUUAAAGUUAAGUAAACUUGUAAUCAUUGAAUUCAGUUUUUCUUUUAUACUGUAUGAUAUUUAAGGAGUUUGUUUGCAGUUCGUAUAUAUUCCAAUAUUUAAAUUACCAAUAUACGAACCGAAUUAAACUUUUGGUUAUAUACAUUAGCAUUCUUUCAUUGAUUUACCAUUUCAUCCAUAUCAGUCAUGCAUAUGUUUACAUUCUGUAUGGUAUACCAUUCACCUUGUCAAUCACAAUGCAUUUUCUUGUAAUAAAAGGAGACUAAACUGAAUGCA